Drosophila grimshawi is the source of this 1078-nucleotide messenger RNA. RefSeq names its product prominin-like protein. Gene Ontology annotation, cellular component: membrane. The coding region runs from base 78 to 935 and encodes 285 amino acids. The transcript has 3 exons. The record is from RefSeq and is a predicted model, not a curated record. Lineage: Eukaryota; Metazoa; Arthropoda; Insecta; Diptera; Drosophilidae.
AAGAGGAGCUAACCCAAUUGAAUGGCACAGGUGCCGGUGAUUUGGGUCCAUAUCACAGCGUUUUAUAUAUUGAGAAUAUGUGCAGACCUCUCACACCCAAUUUGGACACAUUAUCUGCCGGUCUGCGAACGGUGCGGGAUAAUAUCUACUAUGAUCCGGAUUGGGACUAUUGGAAUAAAUACGGUCGCUAUUCGCUAUCGAAUGAGGCCCUUCAAUUUGAUACCUACAACAAGGAGUGGACUGAGAAAAUACGGAACAUCAUGGACAAGAUGAAGCAAAAUCUCAUUCAAAUCGAUGAGCUGAUUCUCUAUGAGAAUCGCGAUUAUAGUGACUCCAUCGAAGUGCUGUUGAGUGCGGUGCAACGCUCGGAGAUCUUCAUCAGGGAAAACGGCAAGGAAUUCGUCAAUGCGUUGGGUGCCAAUCUGACCGAUGUGGUUAACGAGCAGAUCGAUCAGUUUCUUCAUGACCUGGUUCGCCGCUGCAACGAAGAUGUCGGACACUGCACCCCCCUCGCCUACAUCUAUUAUCGUGGCGUUGAUCUAAUCUGUUACCGCCUCGUCGAUCCAAUGAACGGUUUCUGGGUCGGCAUGUUGCUUGCCGCCCUGCUGCUGCUGCCCAUCCUGAUUGUUGCCCACAAGCUGAUGUGUCUGUGGAAGCGAAUGCACGCCGCAAUUCUGCCCGUAGUCGUUGUUGUCCCAGAGGGAGGCUGUCCCACUUGCACUGGUGCUGCAUAUGUGCCGCCACCGAUUAUGGUCUGUACUGGGGGCCAGCAGACAGGAGCUUUCCAUCGAACGGAUGGCGGCGUUGCACGUUCAGUUGACAGUGUGCCACAGGCAGGAGCUAAUGCUGCUGCUGCCAGCGGCUCUAAUGCUGCCAAAGACACACUCGGCGUCAGAUUCCAUCCGGAACCGCCGACAAAGCCAAAAAAGGAAUAGUAGAAGAAAAGUCGCAAGUCGAAGACUAAACAUAUUUUACAUAGGACUUUGUCAUGAUAAUUGUAAAUUUGUAAAUGCAAUCAAAUUAUAUAAAAGAGCCUUUCUUCAAUAUAGAAAAUAUGAUUGACAAUGUUCAACACCUG